Messenger RNA from Plectropomus leopardus (leopard coralgrouper), 3329 nucleotides. It is a transcript of the gene thrab, whose product is annotated as thyroid hormone receptor alpha b. NCBI's taxonomy places the organism in Eukaryota, Metazoa, Chordata, Actinopteri, Perciformes, Serranidae. Gene Ontology annotation, biological process: retinoic acid receptor signaling pathway; cell differentiation; thyroid hormone receptor signaling pathway. Gene Ontology annotation, molecular function: nuclear receptor activity; zinc ion binding; RNA polymerase II cis-regulatory region sequence-specific DNA binding. Gene Ontology annotation, cellular component: RNA polymerase II transcription regulator complex. The record is from RefSeq and is a predicted model, not a curated record.
AUCCAAACGCUACUGGAAGGCAAGCAAACACAAAAACAGGGGAAACAAAACUACACAUUUCCACGCAAAAAGGCGCUUUGCAGGAAGGACGGGGGAGCUGUGUGCGAGGAGGGAGAUAAUUUUGGCAGCAGCAGCUUAGCGGACUGGAGGACUGACUGGGCUUCGGGAGCGAGGAGGGGGGGACGUGUAGCCGCUACACUUGUGCAGAAAUCGGAGGAGCCCCGCUGACUUUCUCCCGCUUCAUUUCCGCCCAGCGCCCCAAAAUCCAAGCCGAACUGGUGUCCGGACCGCGUGGGGGUAACCGACGAGUUCCCUGAGAGCUGCGUUGGGAUGAAAGCCGGGAUGAAAUGUAAAGAAACAACGCUCAAGUGAAGACAACUGACCACAAAGGGCGGAGACACGGCAGACCACACAACGCAGGAGGCCCGAGGAAAUCAUUAACCGCACACAAACACAUACAAUAUGACUGAUUGGCUCCCACUCCACCCUCCGCAUCCCUGAGACAGACACCCACCUCCAGCCCCGGCCCCAGGGCCCGCCGCCUGCCCUCCAACAUCCUCCAUAUUUUACAUUUUCACACCGAGCCACGCCGCACCAACCUUACCUCAACUCCCUCUGGACACCCUCCCCGACCCAAGCUCCCAAAAAAAACCCCGGGACGGGACCCCGUCAUGUUUCACUGACUGACCCCUCUCGACCGGCGAAUGACAAGUGUGCAUCCGAGGGUGGGGCUUGCCUCAGUCUCUCAUGAUUGGCUGCUGGAUGGAAUUAAGGUGAAUGGAACACGUGCCCAAGGAGCAGGACCCUAACCCAUCAGAGGGAGAAGAGAAACGGUGGCUCAAUGGCCCGAAAAGGAAGAGGAAGAACAGCCAAUGUUCGUUGAAGAGUAUGACUGCUCGUUGUCUGAGUGACAGCUCCAAAUCCCCCGAGCUGAAAGAAGCGAGUAAAGAAGGGUACAUCCCCAGCUACCUCGAAAAGGAUGAGCCAUGUGUGGUGUGUGGCGACAAGGCCACAGGUUACCACUACCGCUGCAUUACGUGCGAGGGCUGCAAGGGUUUCUUCCGUAGGACCAUUCAAAAGAACCUCCACCCCAGCUACUCCUGUAAGUACGAUGGCUGCUGCAUCAUCGACAAGAUCACCCGCAACCAGUGUCAGCUCUGCCGCUUCAAGAAGUGCAUCGCGGUGGGCAUGGCCAUGGACUUGGUGCUGGAUGACUCAAAGCGGGUGGCUAAACGGCGUCUGAUAGAAGAGAACAGGGAGCGGCGCAAGAAGGAGGAAAUGGUGAAAUCCCUCCAGAACCGUCCAGAACCCACCGACAGCGAGUGGGAGGUGAUCCACCUGGUGACGGAGGCCCACCGACACACCAAUGCUCAGGGCGCACAGUGGAAACAGAAGCGCAAAUUCCUGCCAGAAAAAAUCGGCCAGUCCCCGGUUGCCCCCACGUCAGACGGAGACAAGGUGGACCUGGAGGCCUUCAGUGAGUUCACCAAGAUCAUCACUCCUGCCAUCACCCGUGUGGUCGAUUUUGCCAAAAAACUGCCCAUGUUCUCUGAGCUACCUUGUGAAGACCAGAUCAUCCUGUUGAAGGGCUGCUGCAUGGAGAUCAUGUCCCUGCGAGCCGCCAUGCGCUACGACCCGGAGAGCGAGACGCUGACGCUGAGCGGCGAGAUGGCCGUGAAGCGCGAGCAGCUGAAGAACGGCGGGCUGGGCGUGGUGUCGGACGCCAUCUUCGAUCUGGGCAAGAGCCUGGCACAGUUCAACCUGGACGACACGGAGGUGGCGCUGUUGCAGGCCGUGCUGCUCAUGAGCUCAGAUCGUUCCGGCCUGACCUGCAUGGACAAGAUCGAGAAGUGCCAGGAGACGUACCUGCUGGCGUUCGAGCACUACAUCAACUACCGCAAGCACAACAUUCCUCACUUCUGGCCGAAGCUCCUGAUGAAGGUGACGGACCUGCGGAUGAUCGGGGCGUGCCACGCCAGCCGCUUCCUUCACAUGAAGGUGGAGUGUCCCAACGAACUCUUCCCGCCGCUCUUCCUGGAGGUCUUCGAGGACCAGGAGGUGUGAAACACACAGUUGCCACCACGCAAAGGGAAGAGGAAGUUGGGACAAACUGGGAGAUGGGAAGGGCCAUCAUUUUUCUAGGGGAAGGAUGGAGGGAGAGUCCUCUCGUCAGGAAUCUGCAUUUCUCCGACAUCGCAUUUACAGUACGUGGUUUAAAAACUGGAACCAACAAUAACAGAAACAACACACCAGCAACAGGAGAGUCAAGCAAACAGAGGAUUUUGUUUUUUGAGCACCCUCUCCUCCACCUCUUUCUCCUCCUUUUACUUACCCCUGUUUUAAAAUCCGUGUGGGGGCCCUUCUGUCUGAGCACGAUGUCUUAUCUAGUAAGAGUUGUAGCCAUUUGCCAAGACACGUACACCGACACACACCGCUUACACACACACAAAUACACACAUACAGCCUGUUUCACCUCAGUUCUUCAGAGCAGCGCUCUUUGCAGGGGUCCGUUCCCCCUGUCUGGUUCUCUUUUUUUUUUAAGCGGUCACAGAUUUACACACCUUUUGAAGCCCAUGUUUCCAGCUCCCCGGCUGGCUAGCACCUCUCAGUAUUAUUUCUGAAUAAGUGUUAAGGCGGUAAUUCAGAAAAUAUGGACAUCAGUGACACAUUAUAGCUCACAGUCAUGCAGGCACAACACAAUCAGCAAAACACUGCACAUUCAAAUUUCUGCAGAUGCUCUCAAAGCAUCACUUUGGUGUAUAAUGGCUGCAGUAAAGCAGAGCUACCAGACCUAUAGUCUUUUAUCGAUUCCUCAACUCAAUCUGAGCCGUUACAGCUGUUUCUGGAGCUUCUUCUUAGAUCCCAGUGACACCGGUGCUAUAUUUAUAUAAGGCUAUUCCAGUUUUAUGAAAUUGUGUUGUCUACCUUUGAAAACAAUGUGCAGACCAUGGCUCCAUAUCUACCUUCAGUUUUGUCAUCGGACCGGCUCCUGUGACAUACACACACACACACACGCACGCACUCACACAUAUGAGCAGACUUGCCUUGUUAUUGCCCGUGCUGCUCGUGCCAGCAGCGUACUGACGUGUUAAUGACAUUUAAGCCCUUCUCCUCUCUUAGGAGGCACUGCAUUGAAAGAAAGAAAGAAAGAAAGAAAGAAAGGAGGGAGGGAGGGAGAGGAGGAGAUAGAGAGCGUGGAAACAAGAUUUAAUAGCUGGACUGCAGAGUCAGAGCCAGGGUCAGAAGUAAAUCUCCCACACGCAGCCUCCAAGGAGGUUUUCAAUAGCAGCAACCACCAGCGAGACGGCAAAGCUCAUCACACACACACA